AUGGAAGGAAAACCAGCAAAAAUGCCAAAAGUGGCGAAGGUUAAAAACAAAGCGCCAGCUGAAAUUCAAAUUACAGCUGAGCAGUUAUUAAGAGAAGCAAAAGAAAGAGACUUGGAAAUUUUACCGCCGCCGCCAAAACAAAAGAUCUCUGAUCCAGAAGAACUUAGGGACUAUCAGCAUCGUAAACGAAAAGCUUUUGAAGAUAAUAUUCGUAAAAAUAGAAUGGUUGUAGGAAAUUGGUUAAAAUAUGCACAAUGGGAAGAGUCACAAAAGCAGGUACAGAGGGCUCGCUCAAUUUAUGAAAGAGCCUUAGAUGUUGAUCAUAGGAAUGUUACCCUUUGGUUGAAAUAUGCUGAAAUGGAGAUGAGAAACAGACAAGUUAAUCAUGCUAGAAAUUUAUGGGAUAGAGCGGUCACUAUCUUACCUAGAGUUUCACAGUUCUGGUAUAAAUAUACCUAUAUGGAAGAAAUGCUAGAGAAUGUUGCAGGUGCCAGACAAGUGUUUGAAAGAUGGAUAGAAUGGCAACCAGAUGAACAAGCUUGGCAAACCUACAUUAAUUUUGAAUUAAGAUAUAAAGAAUUAGAUAGAGCGCGUCAAAUUUACGAAAGUGCUCGAAAAGUUUUUGAAAGGGCUGUAGAGUUUUUUGGAGAUGAGGAAUUGGAUGAACGGCUGUUCAUAGCUUUUGCAAAAUUUGAAGAGAACCAAAAAGAACAUGAUAGGGCCAGAGUAAUAUACAAAUAUGCCUUAGACCAUAUUCCAAAAGAUAGAAACAAAGAACUUUAUAAAGCUUAUACAAUCCAUGAAAAAAAAUAUGGAGACAGAUCCGGUAUUGAAGAUGUAAUUGUGAACAAAAGAAAGUAUAUGUAUGAACAAGAAGUUAUUGAGAACCCAACUAAUUAUGAUGCUUGGUUUGACUACAUUAGACUUGUUGAAAAUGAGGGAAAUUUAGAUGUAAUAAGAGAUACAUAUGAAAGGGCAAUUGCCAAUGUCCCCCCAACAACAGACAAACAAUUCUGGAGAAGGUAUAUUUACUUAUGGAUUAACUAUGCCUUAUAUGAAGAGCUGGAAGCUGAAGAUGUCGAUAGAGCAAGGCAGGUGUACAAAACAUGUCUUGAACUCAUUCCACAUAAAGUAUUUACAUUCUCCAAAAUUUGGCUGAUGUAUGCUCAACUAGAAGUUAGGUGUAAGGAUUUAAAGCAAGCCAGAAAAACUUUAGGUAUGGCAUUGGGAAUCUGUCCAAGAGAUAAACUAUACAGAGGUUACAUUGAUUUAGAGAUUCAGCUUAGAGAAUUUGAUAGAUGCAGAAUACUUUAUCAAAAGUUUUUGGAAUAUGGCCCUGAAAACUGUAUAACAUGGAUAAAGUUUGCUGAACUGGAAACAUUACUAGGUGAUACUGACAGAGCAAGAGCAAUCUAUGAAAUUGCGGUUGGACAGCCUAGAUUAGAUAUGCCAGAAUUAUUGUGGAAGAGUUAUAUUGACUUUGAAGUUUCUCAAGGAGAAACAGAAAGGGCUAGACAACUGUAUGAAAGACUCCUAGAAAGGACAGUGCAUGUAAAAGUUUGGUUGUCCUACGCAAAGUUUGAACUGAAUGCAGAAAAUCCAGAUAACAUUAAUGUUGAGUUAGCACGUCGUGUAUACGAACGAGCAAAUGAUAGCUUAAGGAGUGCGGGUGAAAAAGAAGCUAGAGUCCUUUUACUGGAGGCCUGGAAAGAGUUUGAAGUGGAGAUUGGUGAUGAAAUAAAACUCGAGAAGGUUAUGGCUAAAAUGCCGCGUAGAGUUAAAAAGAGACAGAAAAUCGUUAGCGAGAGUGGAGUGGAAGAAGGAUGGGAAGAAAUAUUUGACUACAUUUUCCCAGAGGAUGAGAUGGUAAGACCUAACCUCAAAUUGUUAGCAGCUGCUAAGAUGUGGCGGAAGCAGAAAGAGGUUCCAGAAUCAGAUACUGAUAAGGAUCAAGAUACAGAUAAAAAUCAAGUUUCAGAUACUCAAGAAGACACAAGGUAG
Leptosia nina is the source of this 2001-nucleotide messenger RNA. NCBI's taxonomy places the organism in Eukaryota, Metazoa, Arthropoda, Insecta, Lepidoptera, Pieridae. The record is from the annotation of a GenBank genome assembly.